AAACAAUUCUUCCCCCAUCCCUGUCCCCCUCGACAGUCUCCCUCUCAUCAGCCAAUUGACCUCCAUCCUCCAUCCAGGGAAUGCCUUUACCCUUUCCCACUCACCCUUAGCCACCUAGAACCAUGAAAUCCCCCAUCUCUCUUCUCGCGGCCGUCGGCGUAGCCUCGGCUGCCUCCCCGCAGACCCUCUUGUCCCUCGCCUCCACCGCGUCCGACAUCAUCGACGCUUCGCCGUUCCUCUCAUUCCACCGCGACAUCGUCCAGAUCCCCUCCGUCUCUGGUAACGAGACGGCCGUAGGCACCUUCGUGGCGGAAUUCCUCGAAUCGCACAACUUCACCGUCAUCAAGCAGCCCGUCCCCUCAUCCUCCAAAGGCGACCCCAACCGCUUCAACAUCUUCGCCUACCCAUCCACCUCGCCUUCCCAAGACCGCCCUGAGAUCCUACUGACCAGCCACAUCGACACCGUACCCCCCUUCAUCCCCUAUGGGCUCCACGAUGACGCAAACAACAACUCCAACAUCCUCAUCUCCGGCCGCGGCACCGUAGACGCCAAAGCCAGCGUCGCCGCCCAGAUCUUCGCCGUCCUCGAUACCCUCGAAUCCAACCCAUCCGCUAGCCUAGGCCUCCUCUUCGUUGUCGACGAAGAAGUCGGUGGCCUCGGCAUGCGCACCUUCUCCGACAACUCCACUCUCAACCCUUCCCCGUCCCCCUACCAUACCGUCAUCUUCGGUGAACCCACCGAGCAGGCCCUCGUCGCCGGCCACAAAGGCAUGCUGGAGUUCCCCAUCAUUGCAACUGGCCAAGCCGCUCACUCGGGAUACCCCUGGCUCGGUAGCAGCGCCAUCUCCGCCCUCCUGCCCGCUCUAUCGCGGGUCGAUCGUCUAGGCAAGAUCCCAGAAGCGGAGGGCGGACUUCCCGCGAGCGAUAAAUACGGCGAAACGACCGUGAACAUUGGGCGCGUGGACGCUGGCGUCGCGGCCAAUGUAGUGCCCUCGUCCGCGAUCGCUGAGGUGGCGAUCCGUCUGGCGGCGGGCACGCCCGACGAGGCGAGGGACAUUGUUGCACGUGCGGUGAGAAAUGCCACUGGUGGUGACGAGCAUGUGUACUGCGAUUUUGCUGCGUAUUCUGGUGGGUACGCGCCUCAGGACCUGGACACAGACGUCCCCGGAUUUGAGAUCACCACGGUGAACUAUGGUACGGAUGUGCCGAACCUCAAGGUCUCUGAGGGAGUUAAGCGCUAUCUGUAUGGCCCGGGUAGUAUCCAUGUUGCGCAUGGUGAUAAUGAGGCUAUCACUGUCGGACAGUUGGAGGAGGCAGUCCGUGGAUACAAGCGGCUCAUUGAGGCUGCUGUGCAGCGGGCUCGCAGGACUUAGAAAGUGAUGCAGCUAGCCAUUAACCAGCCGGCUAGCCACGACGUGUACAUAUAACGAGGAAACGAUGACGAUUGUUUCUCUCCACUUACUACUAGUACGUAUAUUCUGUACAUAGUAUAUAUACACCCACAGGGAA
Molecule: messenger RNA, 1509 nt
Organism: Aspergillus costaricaensis CBS 115574
Lineage: Eukaryota; Fungi; Ascomycota; Eurotiomycetes; Eurotiales; Aspergillaceae
Product: M20 family metallopeptidase
Exons: 1
Coding region: 123-1373 (416 amino acids)
Molecular function (GO): hydrolase activity
Source: RefSeq, a predicted model, not a curated record